This is a messenger RNA of Xyrichtys novacula (pearly razorfish), 2530 nucleotides long. Lineage: Eukaryota; Metazoa; Chordata; Actinopteri; Labriformes; Labridae. The record is from the annotation of a GenBank genome assembly.
GGGAAACCCCAUCUGAGCUUUAGACACACUCAGCUGGAGAUUAGAGCGACGGGCAGCACACAUCAAGGAGACACCAGUCGGGGAUUUACCAACCAGAUGUUUUUUUGCCGUGCUUAGUUGAACUUUUUUUUGUUUGUUUUAAUGCAGAAUGCGACUAUUUUAAGCAAUUUAUGACUAAGAGUAAUGCAGUAAUUCACUGAAGUGGAGACAACUGCAGCACAAACUCAGAUCUACAUUUUUUCAAGUUUUCCUGUGGUGCUAUUAAGACGACAAGAAGUAGUUAAAAUACAGAAAUAGACUAAUUUUGUUUAAUUUUUGUAUGAUAUUUUCCGAGGGGGUCAAUCGAGUCAAAGCAUCACCUUUCAAAGCGCUGUAAUCCCGCCGCUGCUGUUUAAUCCCGCUCAUCCUAAUUUAUUCCCGGCACCAUGAUGUCCAGUGUGCGCCGGCACAGCCUCCGUCUGCAGUCCGAGCUCCACCGCUGGAGCGUCUGCGACCCGGGUAGCCACCUGCUGCCCGACAAUCUCCUAGCCCGGGUCCCCGCCUGCAUCUCCCGCUCCAAGUCCUGCACCAGCUCCGCGGGGGAAUCAGACGGGAGCCGCGGCAGCUGGUCGUCCUCAGACUCGGUCAUUUCCACCGACUCCGCUGAGGGGACCGCGGAACCGGGGAGCCCGUACCGUGUGGUGCUGCUCGGUGCCAGCGGGGUCGGGAAGACGGCGUUUGCAAGCAUCUUUGCCGGAGCUGCAGAUAGUAUGGACAGUGAUGACUGCGAGCUGUGUGGAGGUAAGGAAAAGACUAUCAUUAUACUGGUUAUUACUUAGAAACAGACCUGAAAAUCCAGUGCAUUUUAUAUCAAUUCAUCAUUUUUAUCUAAAAGAGCCAACACCACCACCACCAAUCCCCCUAAGUUCUCCCAUUUUAGUGACAGAGCAGGUGAAGGACAAAAACAAAUCCUUCCCUCAGGCAGAAACGUGGUUCAGAACCACACUCAAUAGUUGCCAGCCAUGGCAUACCAUUAUUAUAUUAAAGAGCACUUAGGGCAUACUUAAAUUUUGAAAAAGGUCAGCAAAGUAUUAACUUUCUAUUUAUUUCUGUUGAAAGCUUUUGUUGUUUUUACCAAAUGUUCAUGAUUUUACUGACACAGACUGUUUCUUGUCUUUUUCAUAUUUACAGAUGAAGUAUGUGAGAGGGAAAUUGAAGUGGAUGGGGAAUCUGCAACUCUUACUGUGCUCGACACUUGGGAUUCAGAGGUAAGAUGGGAAACCUGCGAGAGUGCCAGCAUGCCCUCUACACCACGAAACAUGUCUGACUUUGUGUGUGUUUGUCUUUUACAGACUGGCAUUGAAUGGGCUCAGGAGUGUCCCAUGCAGAGAGGGGAUGCAUACCUGCUGCUCUACUCUGUGACUGACCGGGCAUCAUUCCUGCGAGCCUCAGAGCUCCGGAUAAUCUUGCGCCGCUUUCGUCCUGCUCAACACACACCAAUCAUCCUGGUGGGGAACAAAUGUGACCUGGUGCGACGCAGAGAGGUGUCAGUCAGCGGUGAGUGUGCACAGUCCGUGUCUGUUUGUAUUCACUGUAAGGUUUUCCAUAAAUGCAAGUUUUGAUGUUUGAUCUCUGUUUCAGAGGGUCGGGCCUGUGCUGCUGUGUUUGACUGCAAGUUCAUUGAGACCUCCGCUGCCAUGCAGCAUAACAUCUGGGAGGCCUUCCACGGCAUUGUGCGACAGCUGCGUCUGCGUCGAGACUCCAAGGAGGCCAACAAGCGUCGCAGAGACAAACACUGUAAAACACGCCGUGAGAGCCUCCCAAUGAAGGCCAAACGCUUCCUCGACAAGAUGGUGGCAAAGAACAACCCGAGUGUGGCCUUUUGGCUGAAAUCGAAGUCCUGUCAUGAUCUCUCUGUGCUGUAAGAGCGCAACAGACGCUGGUGUUUUGAAUUUAAAGCCUCUGAGCAGGUGAAAAAGUUUCAGCCUGCAGAACAAAGAUAAGGCUGGGAAUACAGCCGGAACCUUGAGGCCUGAAGGUUUGAGGGUUCAAACCCAGAUCUCAGUGUAUACACAGCCAGUGUGAUGCACAUGGGGGCUGUUUGCAGCAUUUCUGUGCAGAUGUUGCAGUGUGAAGAAGGCUGAGAGGACUGAGCUCAGUUUGUCAGCCUCUGGACUUCUCAGUGGGGGCCUUCCUUUUGUAAAGAGUCUGUGAGGAAAAUUGUCGGUGGUUAAGCAAAGAGACUGACAGAAAGAGACACUUUUUAUACAAUACUUUUUCCUCCUACAGCUCCUUUGCUCUAAUUCCUGACAGAUCUGUCAACUGUUCGUUCCUAAUUGCCAACACUACAAGAAUACUGAUGAUUAAAGUAACAGUAGUUUUAUUUUUUUGGAUUAUAUAGUUGUUACACUUUGUUAUUUAUACUAUGUUGUGUUUUGCACUCAUUAUGAAUUAAUGCAAUAUUGAUAAUGCAGUUUUUUUGCUACUUGUCUGUAGAUUCAUUGUUGCCUAUUUAAAUAAAGUUGUAUAACCCUUAUUAUGGGUAAUAAAA